AUGGAGCUAGUUGGAUGCUGCUCGCCGGUGGGCUUCGUUUUGUCUGCGAGCCAACCAAUGCGAGUUCCACAACCAUCAACAGUUUUCAGUUUUAUGCUUUCUGUUUUCUGUUUGGAGAUAAAGAGGGGAGAAUCCGGCUCAAUGAAGUCUCCUUUUACGGGAUUAACAGGUUAUAUUUGGAUGAGUUGUCGAAGAGUUGAGUAUGAUGAUUUGCGACAGGCGCCAAACGAAGCUCAAGCGCUUAGAUUGCCCUCGUUCCUUUCCUGGAUUCAGCAGCCUACUAAUGGCCAGUCGACGGUGCUAGCAAACAAUCAGCCCUCUCUGGCAGCGUCAAGCUCGCUUAUUGGCCACGUGAUUCCGCCAGGCGGUCACCGUGAGCACAUUGCCAAGUUGAAGCAGCUUGACACUGAGCCAAUGCUCGGCAGCGCCAGCAUGUUUGAGGCUAGUCGACAAAUGUCCAUGUCGCAAGCGAGUGCACCAAUAGUGCAGCAGCAACAGCAACAAGCGCUGCCUUCCACCACGACGGCCAGAAAACCCUUCCAGGCGAUGCUUAUGAUGCCUGGAAAGCACGGACACCUGUUCAGUUCGUUGCCGCGCUCGCUAUUUGGACGCCUCCUAUCGAACGCCGGCCAGUCAACGGCCACUCUACCUGCAGCCAAAGUUAACCCACAACAACAGCAGCAGCGGUUGCAGCAUCACCAGCUGCCGGCCGCUCCGGCAAACUGGCCGAACGCAAUGCCGUCAGCGGUGCAGGAGAGCCUGGACUUCAACCAUUUGCAUUUCAACCAGGAUUUUAAUUUGAACGAGGACCGUCAGCGUCAUCAGUUUGCUCAAAUGCACCACAAACAACAGGUGAGUGCUGGCGGUGCGUCAGGCGAACAUGCUAGUUCAUAUCAGCAGCAGCAGCAGCACCACCACCACAAACCAAUGCACGCAGUCGACGAAACAAGCGGCUCUCUGAGGCCGCAUGAGAAGCACGCGCUAGGUUUCGGCGAGAGUGCAGAUUUCAUGCUCGACUCUCAGAACGUGGACGAGUCCCAACAACAUCCUUAUAAUGACCCGACGCGGCCCAACGCUAAUGAAGCUCAGGUGGAACAGCAACAACAGCAGCAGCAGCAGCAGCAGCAGCAGCAGCUUGCGACAGGCGACAAACAGCAGUCCGGCCAGCAAGAAACCUUUGAGGGAAUGCCGGCCAUCUUGAUUAGCGAACAAGAGGCUGCAGCUCCGACGGGCGCCAACGAGCAGCAGUUCGUUGUCGUCGGAAACAACAGCGCCGAAUCAGUGACGGGCGAUCCGAUGUCGGAAUCAAUUACUAACACCACGAUGGCUCGCAUGGAAUCGGCAACAUCUAGCGAUCAGCAGGCGGCGCAACAAAACGUUUCCGCCGUUGCGGAAGCCAUCGCCGAGCUAACACGAUCAAUGGCAAACGAAAAUGCAAGCGGAAGCUCCGAUGGCUCGGCGGCGAUCGAUUCAACGACCAGUUCAAGUGUAGAAACUUCAACUAGAACAAAUUCUUCAGAACAACAACAACAACAGCAGCAGAUAUCUGGUGAAAGUAGCAGAUCGACAACCGAACAAGGUAACGUUCUGACGAGCUUGAUCAACGAUGAACUACUCAAGCUGAAGCAAGAGCCUGAAACUCUUAACAAGACUCUGGCCAGCAUGAGCGAGCCGUUGGCGGCCUUGUUCCUGGAACCAGGAUCGUCCACUGCGCAACCAGCCGCUAAGAAAGCGGGCGAGGCCAAUGAAAGUAUUAGUCAGCCAUCUUUUGAGAACCAGAUGAUGCAGUUCAAACGAAGGCCUGACGAGUCGUAUCCACUUGAGAGUGCCGAAGCUGGUCGGCUAGAGUCCUCGGCCGCCGCGAUAAUUGUUGCCCCAGGCGGCGGCGGAGGCGGCAGCAACGAGGCAACCGAGCAGGUUGGCCUGAGAAACAAUCGAGAUGAGGGCGAGGAGGAGCAAUUUGAGAGUUUCAUUAUCGGGCCCUACAAGGGAUUGACCAGCGACAAUUUAGUCAUGUCCAGCAUGAACAGCAUAGUGACUGCCGAACAAGAUCAAGCUCGCGAGCCAGACUCGCUGGUGGCCAAUCAUCACUACCAGCAGCAGCAGCAGCAACAACAACAUCCACAUCAACACCACCACCACCAACAACAACAGCUGCAAUCGCAUGUUGGAUUGGGGGUGGGCAGUAUGGCAUCGAACUUGAUCCAGCAGGCGAAAAGCCUGAUCCAUCUACCUUUCGUGCACCACCUCGGCUCAAGCAGCGGCCACCAAAGUAGCCAUCCAUUCCGAGGCCACUCGAGUGCGGUUUCGGCGGCGGCGAGGUUCAGAGAGCAGCUCAUCGAGCAACCCUCCUCGCCGUACUUUGUCAUGAUGGCCGACCAGCAGCCGCACCAUCACAGCAGCCAUCUUAGGAACCGAAAUCGCAAUCGGCCGUCCAUGUUGCGCCAGGAGCAGCAGCUACUGCAGCAAGCGGGCAGUUUGAAUCAUUACCAGCAACGACCCUUCUACAAGCAGCUGCGAAACAACCUCUGGCCUUCGGAUCCGUUCGAGCACCAGUUCAACCAUCAUCCGGCGUUGCAAGCGGCAAGCCAGCAGCAGCAGCAGCACCCUUCCCAGAACGCCAACAGGUACUUUCUCAUGCCGGCGUCGACGGUGGCCCAACAGCAAACUAGCGCCAAGUUGCAGCAGCGGCAGCCUCCGCCGCAUCGCUUACCAUUGGCUGCCCAAAACAGCAGGCACCCGCAAGCGAUGCAGACGAAACAAAGCACUGUGCCAUAUUUCGUCGACUCGGCGCCUUCAGCGGGCGCAAUGAACCAUAAAGCACAGGCGCAGCAGCAACACCAGCAGCAGCAACAACAAGUGUCCCAUAGCUUUGUACCGCUCGGUCAGCCGCAACAGGUGCGCAACAGGCCAAACGACAACGUUUACAACCUGUACUCGGUGCAGCCAAGCGGCCGACCGAUGUCAUCUUCGGCGGCCAGAAAGGGCGCCAACGGUCACCCGCUAAACAACUUGGCCGCCGACGCAGCGCAAUCCGAAGCUGCGGCCUAUCGGCUCCUCGUUAAUCAUCAAGAUCACUCUGGCGCGGCGCAACAGAGCGCUGGCGAGCAGCCAGCUGCAGAGGAUGCAGCUCAGCAAGCGCAACAGCAGCAGCAGCAGCUUCUUUCGAGUAAGCCAACUAAAUUCAAGGCAGGACUCUACCAGAUCGAGCCGCCCAAGUUGAAUGCCGAACAGAGCAAUACCUUCGAGCAGCAGCAGCAGCAACAGGCGGCGGUUUCGGGCCAGGACGAUGAGCAGGAUGAUACGCAACAGAGACAGGUGCAGCCGGAUGAGCAGCAGCAACAACAACAACUUAAAACAGAGCCCAACGAGCACGACGAGCAGGACGAGGCCACCAAUCAGCGAGGCGACGAUGCAGAAUCCCCGCCCCUCCCCGAUUCAGCGGGCGGGCACGAGUUCUCGAGACAGGUGGGCGCCACAAUUGGAGUGGCGCCAACCACUUUUCCGCCAGCAACCAAAGGGCGAGUGUUCAAUGAGCCUCUAACGCCAACUGGCCGCUUCACCCCGAUUCGUCAAUCGAGUUUAAGCGACGAUAUCAAUCAAGGCCGCUCCAAUGGUAAGGAUGUGAGCCAAAUGAAGAAGCUCAAAUUCUCUCAGGAUGUCACCUUGUACGAUUUUGAGAGCCCACAAACCGAGUCGGCUCGCCAAGCGGCCCAGUCAUUCGGCGACGAGCAAGCGGUGGCUGCCGGCCAGCAGCUCAGUUUGGCUGCCUCCAAACAGCAUGCGGCUCACCAACCGAUAGCCGGCGCACCAUCCAUCAUGAUGGAUCGGCCUUCAGAGUACCUGGAUACCCAAGUCUACACAGUUCCUUACACUCUUAGCGUUCAGCCCAACGGUCAGAUGUCGGCGGCACCCUCUUUUAACGCCGACCAUCACCAGCUGGCUGCGACGAGCGCAUCUGCCCAGCAGCAGCAGCAUCUGCAGCUGGCCAACAACCAGCAAGCUCGCCAUCUGCCGCCAUUCAAUCAAAUUGGCCGCUUCCCAAUCCCUUACAUGGCGCCACCUAGUCCGCCGCUCAUGGCCACAUCCAACGAAGUAGAGCCCACCGGCCAAGCGCACCAGUUCGGCUCCACACAACUCUUCCAGCAGCCCCAAGCGAGCUUCAUUGGAUUGCCAAGACACAAUCUGCCAUUCCAUCAUAGGCCGGACCCAAUGAAAGCCCAGUCGCAAGGGGCCAACAUCCACUACGAAUGGAGCACGCAGCAGCAUAUGCUUCCAGUGAGCGCCCAGCCGAUGCAACCAGGCGACAAUCAACCGGCUGCUAUGAAGCAAAACGGGUUUGAGACUGACACGAACAGGCAGCACUACUUCCACUACCAGCCCAUUGCUAGCACUGCUGCCAGCGCCGGCGCUGCCAGGCCAACCGAGUUCGAGGCAGCGCAACAAUUUCCAUCUGCUACCAAUACGGCAGCACCUCAGCCCGUUUCGAAUAGCCAAGAUGGGCAGCAAAGUUCACAGCAGCAACAACAGCAACAAGGCUUCGAAGGCUCAACUACCAGUAAGCAGGUUUCAAGCUUGCCCAAUCAACAGGAGCAAUACGUGUUGGCUAUACGUCACCAAAGCGAUUCCAUAGCUCCCAACGGAGCGGCGCUCUUUGCCUCCAACUUCCUCACCUCUCUGCCGCAACCAGUGUUCGCAAAUGAAACUAGCACAAAUCUACAAGCUUUGGCCGCCGACAACCAGCCCACUGAAAUAAACAAAACCCUCCAAUCGGAUGUUGCAGGCUCCGCAGCGGGUCAAGCCAGCUCGACAGUCGGCAGCUUGCAAGCGGAUAUUACGACUCCGAAUGAAGGCGAAGACGACAGUGACAAUGCUAACGCAAGCGAGGGAAACAGUAUCAGAAACAACAACAACAAUGCCAGUGACAACGGAAAACAAAGCGAUGCUGCUCGAGUAUACUCGAGCGAGAGACAAUUAGAGCAAGUGAUACGGCAGCAGCUGUCGCCUCCGAUAGCCAGCACAUCAGCACCGAGCACUCCUUCCGCGUUUUGCGCCGAGCGAGAGCCAGGUUUAUACGCCGACGAGAGCCAACGUUGCAAGGCCUACUAUCAAUGCGCCCCGACCGGACAUCAGAUGUUCCGCUGCAACAACCAGACUCAGUUCAAUCAGAAGACGCAAAACUGCGACUGGUGGUACAAUGUCAACUGCGGCGGCCGACUCGGCAGCCCAAGCGACUUUGACCAGGCGCCAGCGGGCCCGCAGGCAACAGUCGCCAGCGAGAGCUCCACCGAGCGACAACAAAAUCGCCAGCAGCAAGCGGAUAGAGAGACAGCCGCCUCGAGCCAACAGGAGCGACAGUUGGGAGGAACAACGUCGGGACAAGCCGAUGCGACAAGCGGAUCCAGCGAUAGUGACCAAAGGCAGCCCGAGGCGCCGCGUCAGCCUAAUCUUUCGGGCGCGCAAGAUAGCUCUUUCAAGCAACAAGUGGCGAUGCAUUCAAACAGGUGGUCAGUGGAGAGUCCGAUGAAAUCGGAUGGAACCAUCAAGCAGGAUGAAUCUGAGAUGCGAGCGGAUUUGUUCCACCAUUCGGAAUCGGCGGCAAACAUAACGGUUGCGCCCGACGUCAUUCGCCAGCAGGACAGACAGCAGGAGCAAACUUUCCAGCAGCAGCAACAGCAGCAGCAGGCGGCGCCAACGAGCUCCACGCCGAUCUAUGGUCGACCAAACGUUGAGUCCGACACUGUUCAACAGCAGCAACAGCAACAGCAACAGCAACAACAGACCCAAACCAGACAAGACGAGUUUUCCGAACGAAGCUCAACCACUCGAGAUCCUUUGUUUGCACAGCUGCCAACCAACGCCAAUGAGAUAUCGAGCGGCGGAUUAGUGAGCACUGAGCUGUCGAGCACAUCUAGUUUGGUCGACACUUCCGGCGAGUCGCGGCCUCAAGUUGGCGCCAUUCUAAAUGGCGACAACGAUCAACUCGCGCAAAGCUUGACAGCUUUAGUGGCCCAAGAUGUUGGCUCAGACAAUAGCACUGUCGGCAACGCCAGCGAUGUCGCCACAACCAGCUCAACCAGCACGAUCUCAGAUUCAACUAGCAGCAAUCAACAAGCGACGGAGACGACGACCCUAUCAAUGCCAACCUCGACAAGUAGCGAGUUGCCAUCGGCCUCAUCCGCUCCAAUAACCGACGAGGCCACCACGGAGAGCUUCGGCGGUCAGCUCGAGCAAAAUCAAGGCGCCGAUCAGAACAAUCAACAAGCCAGCAACAAGAGCAGACGACUCGUGCAAUCCGAGUUCGGGAUGGGCGUUCAACAGAAGCAGCUUCAUCGAGAGAGCGCAGCCAAAUCUGCCAGAUCCACUGCGCGCUUCGAGUUUAUCCGAAAUCCAUCGUCCUUGGGCGACGCCCUCUUCUCAGGCCAGCUGACGCAGUUGCAGUCGGGAGCCAGAUUCAACAACAUGCUGAACGAACAACAGGCUCCCAAUCACAAAUACAGCUCGCAACUGAGCACUGGUGAGCCCUUGUCAAGGUCUCACCAAAUUUAUUCAACAAGCGCCAAUCAAGGCUCGGUGAGUUACAUGCCACUCGACCAACAAAACUCGUCGCCAAUGUCACUUGGCAAGAAUCAAGACGAUCCACUCAAUCAACAGCAACGAGCCACUCAAAUUUCAUCCAAAAACAAGCUCAAUAGACGCUUUGGAGCCCGUUUGCAGGCCAGUUUGGCGGCCAAGCAGAUGAUGCCAGUCGUCGACGGAACCGGAAUCGGAACACCUGCAAGCGGCGCCGGCUCAACGCUGAGAUAG
Messenger RNA from Cryptomeria japonica (Japanese cedar), 6807 nucleotides. RefSeq lists its product as uncharacterized. Gene Ontology annotation, molecular function: chitin binding. Bases 1 to 6807 code for a protein of 2268 amino acids. The transcript has 4 exons. The record is from RefSeq and is a predicted model, not a curated record. Gene Ontology annotation, cellular component: extracellular region. NCBI's taxonomy places the organism in Eukaryota, Viridiplantae, Streptophyta, Pinopsida, Cupressales, Cupressaceae.